Molecule: messenger RNA, 294 nt
Organism: Prunus armeniaca (apricot)
Lineage: Eukaryota; Viridiplantae; Streptophyta; Magnoliopsida; Rosales; Rosaceae
Source: the annotation of a GenBank genome assembly
AUGGUUCGGAAAACGAAAGGUGGGUGGCGAAUGUGCCAAGACUAUACUGAUUUGAAUAAGGCCUGCCCGAAGGAUAGCUUUCCGUUACCUCAAAUCGACCAGCUCGUAGACGCCACUGCCGGUCAUGAGCUUCUUAGCAUCAUGGAUGCAUAUUCGGGAUACAAUCAGAUAUUCAUGAACCCUGUCGACAGCGAACAUACGACAUUUAUCACGGACAAAGGAUUGUAUUGCUACAACGUCAUGCCGUUCAGCCUGAAGAAUGCGGGGGCAAAGUAUCAAAGGCUUGUUAAUUGA